AUGAAUAUCAAAGUUUGUUUUCUGAUAUUGUUCUUAAAGGUCGCCGCUUGUAAAGCGAAAUGCGGUGACGUAGGCUGUGAUUCCUCAAUGGAGAACACGACACGGCUUCUGUCUAGAAGCAAGCGGUUUUUAGUGUUUCCCGACGGAAGCUCUCUUCAAUUGGUGUUCUGCGUGCAAACAGCGGCUGAAAUUCCCAUCGGAGAUAUAUUUCUAUACGGCAACACCGCGGCGCUCGCUUGGAAUUUACCAAAGGACCCCGACUUCCUGCUGAUGUUUAAGGAUUACGAGAAGAAGGCUCAGAGAAGAAAUGACGAAAAGAACAUUUACUUUUUGGACGAGAGCGGGCGUGUGAUAGCCAAAAGGCCGUUUACUAGGCCAGCGAUCGUGAAUCCAGUAUUUGCGAAGCGCAGCGUGAACGAAGAGUCAUUCAGAGAGAGAUUAAAAGUGAAGAUAGAUCGGAUUAAAAUGCAUAAGAGACACAGCAGCGACUUCCUGCAACACUCCAGCCAGGGCAGUACAUCGUUUCAUAGAAACAGCCGCGUCGAGCUCUACCAGAAACUGGAGACAUUAAUUACUUCGCUGGGCGCGGACGGGGCUCGGUGCGUUCUUCGGAAACUAUGCGAGUCAGCUCGUGUCGACUCGCAGGGGACAUUCCUCCAAGAACUACUUAGAGUUGUCUUUACAUUCCCGAAGGAUACCUCAUCAUUUGUCGAGGAGCACAAAUUGUAUGAUGAAGCACAUAAUCCAUCGAACGACUGCGAAAAAAUGUACCCCGGAUGUGAAAAUAUCGACUCUACCUUUUUAUGA
Leptosia nina is the source of this 807-nucleotide messenger RNA. The record is from the annotation of a GenBank genome assembly. Lineage: Eukaryota; Metazoa; Arthropoda; Insecta; Lepidoptera; Pieridae.